Messenger RNA from Kazachstania africana CBS 2517, 474 nucleotides. RefSeq names its product ribonuclease P/MRP protein subunit POP6 (gene POP6). Bases 1 to 474 code for a protein of 157 amino acids. Gene Ontology annotation, molecular function: nucleic acid binding. The transcript has a single exon. The record is from RefSeq and is a predicted model, not a curated record. Lineage: Eukaryota; Fungi; Ascomycota; Saccharomycetes; Saccharomycetales; Saccharomycetaceae.
AUGUCAAAGAAAAUAGUAAUUUACAACGGGGCUGAAACGAGCCUUGAUCUUUCAUCAAUUUCCGAAACUUUGACGUUCAUUGAACAGGUCGUGAUACCAAAUAUAUUUCAAAACGAUCAAGAGAAUUUACUUCGAUCAGUUAAAUUUCUAAAGGUUUCUAAAAACGAUAGCAUUAAGUCAAGUGUUGAUAAAUUACAAUCUUUUACGUUCCACAAAGAUACUGUUUGCCUAUAUUCAUACGGCCCACACAUUCAGAAAUUACUUAGUAUAGUAGAGAUUGCCAAAUCCACCAUAGAUACAAAUUGUAAACAGUGGAAUAAACUCACGAACUUUGAGUUGUCACAAGAGGGACGGAAUGAACUAUUGGAAAAAAGGACAAUAGUUCCAAUCCUUAUAGCGUUUCUCACAAUAUCUGAGGAAUUUAAUUACGAUUUUUUCAAAAAUGAGUUGAAUGGUUUUACUAAGCAAUAUUAA